AUGACAGACUCCGGAGCUCCAGAGCUCCACUACCGACUUCAUCGCAUCGCGCUGCACGACGCAGAGCUCACGCAAGACAAACACACCACCAAAAUAGCUCCCCAACGACCUGCCACAAUGUUCGGAUUCCGCAAGACCCUCGACAUCGUCACUGUCUUCCACAAGGCGAGCUCCCCCGCCUCUGUGAGGGUUGUCAACCUCCUCAAGCAGGUGUCGGCCAACGCCGCCGCCGGCGCGACUGAGGACCAGGCCAGCGACCACAGCGUCCAAACGAGCCCCAAGACGUCCCGCGCCGACUUUGAGCUCAACAUCACCGAAGACCCCCCCACAGCCGACCAGGUUAAGACCAUCCUGGAAUACGUCGGAAAGAGCAAGAUCCCAUCAAUCAUCAAGGGUGCUUCCACUGAGCAGGAUGCCCUCAAGAAGUUCCAGCAGAACGCCGAGGUUUUUCAAAGACCCGUGACUGUGGAUUGGAACAACGGCAAGGCUGUCUCUGGUGAGAGUGAAUCUGAGAUUCUCAAGAUGAUUAACGCCUUGAGCAAUGAGAAGAGCUGA
This is a messenger RNA of Colletotrichum lupini, 555 nucleotides long. RefSeq lists its product as uncharacterized. Gene Ontology annotation, molecular function: oxidoreductase activity. The record is from RefSeq and is a predicted model, not a curated record. Gene Ontology annotation, cellular component: mitochondrion. The transcript is spliced from 4 exons. Lineage: Eukaryota; Fungi; Ascomycota; Sordariomycetes; Glomerellales; Glomerellaceae. The coding region runs from base 1 to 555 and encodes 184 amino acids.